UUCUCAGUUCUGUAAGUUUGACAGUGUUUUGAAAGGGCACGGAGAGCCAUACCAUUCUUUGAAACUCGAUUACUGUCAAUUCAACAUUAUAUAUAGACAAUCAAUGCAUAUUUCUAGAAAAUUAUUCACUAUACUUUUAAGACGGAACUAUUCACUUUCGAAAAUGGCGCAAACUGCUAAAAAGGACGAUAUAAUGGGUACGGCUAUCAAAAAUGGUGAAUUCGUGCGAGCACCGUCAUCUUUUCGAAAUUGGAUAACAGCCGACGGUUCGAGUGGAUUCAAGGCAGAAGCAGGGCGUUAUCACAUUUAUGUUUCUCUAGCUUGUCCAUGGGCGCACCGGACUCUUAUCACACGAAAAUUGAAAGGGCUGGAAGACGUUAUUUCGUAUACCGUCGUAGAUUUCUUGAUGCUGGACAAAGGAUGGAAAUUCAAUGACAAGGUCCCACAAUGCACUAAAGAUCCAAUAUUUGGAGCGGAAUAUCUGAGAGAAGUUUACAAUAUGGUUUCACCUGAUUACCAAGGUCGAAUAACUGUUCCAGUCCUCUUCGACAAGGAAAAGAAAACGAUUGUCAACAACGAAUCGAGUGAAAUAAUUCGAAUAUUGUCAAAGGAAUUCAAUGAAUUCUGUUCCGAUGAUCAGAAAAGAGCAGUAGAUAUCUAUCCAGAAGAUCUUCGUCAACAAAUCGAUGCAAUUAAUGAAUGGGUGUAUCCGACCAUCAACAAUGGCGUGUACAGGUCUGGUUUUGCUCGGACUCAGGAAGCUUACGAUAAAGCAGUCGGAGAUUUGUUUGAAAAUUUGGAUAAGGCAGAAGAGGUUUUAAGCAAAUCUCGAUAUCUGGUAGGUGACCGUUUGACUGAAGCCGAUAUUCGUCUGUUCACGACUCUUGUCAGAUUUGAUAAAGUUUACCAUGGACAUUUCAAGUGUAACAGAAGACAGAUUAAAGAUUAUCCUAAUUUAUGGGGAUAUUUGAGGGACUUGUACCAGACUCCUGGCUUUGGAGACACGACCGACUUUGACCAUAUCCGGAAGCAUUACAUGAUGAGUCAUACGAGUAUCAAUCCGUUUUCCAUUGUGUCAGUUGGACCGGAUCUUGACUUCAAUUCUGCACACGGAAGAGCUGAAAAAUUCUGCAAAUAGCAUAGACAUCUUCGUGAUUUGAAUAAAACGGAAUUUAAUUUUCCAAAAUACCGUA
Styela clava is the source of this 1193-nucleotide messenger RNA. Its product is annotated as glutathionyl-hydroquinone reductase YqjG-like. Gene Ontology annotation, molecular function: glutathione transferase activity. The record is from RefSeq and is a predicted model, not a curated record. Gene Ontology annotation, cellular component: cytoplasm. Lineage: Eukaryota; Metazoa; Chordata; Ascidiacea; Stolidobranchia; Styelidae.